This is a messenger RNA of Sardina pilchardus (European sardine), 3412 nucleotides long. It is a transcript of the gene rab3gap1, whose product is annotated as RAB3 GTPase activating protein subunit 1. Bases 146 to 3127 code for a protein of 993 amino acids. The transcript has 25 exons. The record is from RefSeq and is a predicted model, not a curated record. Gene Ontology annotation, molecular function: GTPase activator activity. Gene Ontology annotation, biological process: positive regulation of GTPase activity. NCBI's taxonomy places the organism in Eukaryota, Metazoa, Chordata, Actinopteri, Clupeiformes, Clupeidae.
UACAUAGCAGCAUGCUUACAUAGCCGUACGGCUCUGGCCCAUUCUUCUAUGCUGCCCCCUGCCGAUGGAAUAGAUAGAAACUUUAAUUUUCUCGCUCAUCAAUCCCAUAAUGCAACGUAGAGGCAGAAAGUAAACAGUGGAUUCCAUGAUGGCGGCUGACAGUGAUCCCGAGUCGGAAGUGUUUGAGAUCACGGACUUCACCACUGCGUCGGAGUGGGAGAGGUUUGUAUCAAGAGUGGAGGAAGUCUUAAAUGACUGGAAACUCAUUGGGAGUGGUGCGGGAAAACCCCCAGAAAAGGGAGAUUACACAAGCGGCACAUGGGAGGAGAAGAGUCAGGAGAUCAACUUUGCCGAUUUCAAAUUCUCCAUCGCACACAAUUAUCUUAAGCAGGAGACUCCGGAAAAUGAGGGCAAGGAGGAGACGGAGGAAGAUGCAUACCCUGCGGCCAUGCAGGACCUGCUUUGCAUGAACAAUGACUUCCCUCCCAGAGCCCACUGCCUCGUCCGAUGGUAUGGUAUGCGUGAGUUUGUGGUCAUCUCUCCCGGCGCAAACUGCGAGGCGAUUAUCAGCGAAUCCAAGUGUAACCUGCUCCUCAGCUCUGUAUCCAUUGCUCUGGCGAACACGGGCUGCCAGGCGCCGGUGUUUGUGCAGAUCCAGCAGAAAUGGCGGCGCAUGUACGCCGGCGAGUGCCAGGGCUCGGGCGUGCGCACCGACUUCGAGAUGGUCCACCUUCGCAAGGUCCCCAGCCAGUACAACCAUCUCGCCGGACUCCUGGACAUCUUCAAAUCCAAAAUUGGCUGCCCUCUGACGCCGCUGCCACCCAUUAACAUUGCCAUCCGCUUCACCUACAUCCUUCAGGACUGGCAGCAGUACUCCUGGCCGCAGCAGCCCCCUGACUUCGACGCUCUCCUUGCUGGAGAGGUGGGUGGAGUAGAGUUUGGAAAGCUGCCUUUUGGGGCCUGUGAGGAUCCAAUCAGUGAGCUUCACCUUGCAACCACUUGGCCACAUUUGACAGAGGGGAUCGUGGUGGAUAACGAUGUGUAUUCUGACCUGGACCCUCUUCAGGCUCCUCAUUGGUCCGUGAGGGUACGCAAGGCGGAGAAUCCCCAAUGCUUGCUGGGUGAAUUCCUGCUGGAGUUCUUUAAGCUGUGCCAGCUGAAGGAGUCUACAGAGGAGCUGCUGGGUAGAGGCGCUGGGGAGGAGGAGAGCAAAGAAAACGCAGACAUAAGCCACGCGUUGUCCAAACUGACGGAGCCCACGACGGUGCCCAUAUCCAAGCUCUCCGUCUCCAACAUGGUGCACAGCGCCCGCAAGCGCAUCCGCCGGCACCGGCGCGUCGACGAGUCGCCCCUCAACAACGACGUCCUCAACUCCAUCCUGCUGUAUCUGUUCCCAGAUGCAGCAACAGACAAGCCCGCUGAUGCAACCGCGGCCAAGGCCAAACAGGGAAACCCUGACGGGAAAGCUGAGCAGGAGAAGGAGCCAGAUGACUAUAACUUAUUCAACCAGUUCAAGUCUGCGCCCUCAGACAGCCUGACGCAUCGUCUGGCCCUGUGCAUCUGCAUGGUGAACUUCUACCACGGGGGCGUGCGCGCCGUGGCUCACCUCUGGCAGGAGUUUGUGCUGGAGAUGCGCUACCGCUGGGAGAACAACUACCUCGUCUACGGCCUGGCCAGUGGGACUCCGGACCUCAGGUGCUGUCUCCUCCAUCAGAAGCUACAGAUGCUGAACUGCUGCAUCGAGCGCAAGAGGGCCCGAGACGACAGCCGCCAGAAGGGCGCCUCCCCCGAGGGCCCCCGCGAGCGCAAGGUGUCGGGCCAAGAGAACGGGCGCUUGGCGACGGAGGGCUCCAGCAGCCUGUCUCCCGGAGGGGCGGCGGCGGCCGAGGUGUCGCCCGGCAAGUCGUGGGAGUCGUGGAGCGACAGCGAGGACGAGUUCUUCGAGUGCCUGAGCGACACGGAGGAGCUGAAGGAGACGCCCGCCGACGGGGCCAAGGAGGCCGGCAAAGCCAAGCCAGAGGGCCGACUGCAGCCGCAUGGGGACCUCACCCUGCUCAACUCAGACGAGCCCCUGUACAUCCCAGUCACGCAGGAGCCUGCGCCCAUGACUGAGGACACUCUGGAGGAGCAGUCGGAGGUGUUGGCCAAACUGGGCACAUCGGCGGAGGGAGCCCACCUGCGUGCCCGCAUGCAGAGCGCCUGUCUGCUCUCGGACAUGGAGUCCUUCAAGGCGGCGAACCCCGGCUGCCACCUGGAGGACUUUGUGCGGUGGUACUCGCCCCGCGACUACGUGGAGGAGGAGGUGACGGACGAGGCGGGCGAGACGGUGGUCAAGGGCGACCUCAGCGCCCGCAUGAAGAUCCCGGGCAACAUGUGGGUGGAGGCCUGGGAGACGGCCAAGGCCACGCCCGUGCGCAGGCAGCGACGCCUCUUCGACGACACCAAGGAGGCCGAGAAGGUGCUCCACUACCUGGCGAUGCAGAAGCCUGCUGACCUCACGCGGCACCUGCUCCCCUGCCUGCUGCACGCCGCCGUGCUCAAGGUCAAGGAGGAAGAGGCCAGGGAGGACAUCUUGUCGGUGCGUAAGGCCAUGCAGCAGAUGAUCUCCCACGCCAGCAAGCUGCUGCGCCACCCCAGCCCUGACUACAAGAAGGUGGAGGACCUCAUUAACCAGGUCAUGGUGCUGGAGGCGGUCAUAGCCCGCGCCCGCUCCCUUAAAGCCAAGUUUGGCAUCGGGAAGAGCGAGCGGGAAGGAGAGGAGGAAGAGGAGCUGGAAAGGUUUGUCAGCUCUCUGCUGGAUGAGCCAGAGGUAGCGGUCCUGGGAGCGGGACGAGGCCCAGCCGGCAGCAUCAUCCACAAGCUGUUUGUCAGCUCACAGAGGGCGGCGCUACUGGCCCCGUUGGAGGAGGACAGCGGCCGCCCGGGCGGCGCCGAAGACAAGAAGCCUGCGUCGGCGGGCGGAAUCCCGGACUUCCCGCCCCCUGCUGGCCGCGAGGUGAUCCUGCGGACGUGCGUUCCCCGCCCGGCGCCGUACUCCAAGGCCCUGCCCCAGCGCAUGUUCUGCGUCAUGUUGCGCGAGGAGUUCCGUCUGGCCGGGGCCUUCUCAUCGGACACUUCCUUCUUCUGAGAGGUUGCAGGCGGUGGGAGCAGAGGGCUGUCUGGAUGAAAGGACGACAUGAAAGGCGUGUCCCCUCUCAGACGGGGCCGAGGGCAGAGGGGCCAGGCGGGAGGUGUUUGUGCAGGAACCAGAGGCAUAAAGGAAGAACAGCAGAAGCACAGACAACGUGCAAAUUGAUUCAGGGAGGGAAACGUGGUGGUGUUCUUCAGGCAUUGACUUGGAGACCAUAUGGAGCCGCUCCUUGGAGAACUCUCAUCUGGAAAUCAGCUAAAGUGGGAUUCACGCCUUUUAAUU